Molecule: messenger RNA, 1116 nt
Organism: Nematolebias whitei (Rio pearlfish)
Lineage: Eukaryota; Metazoa; Chordata; Actinopteri; Cyprinodontiformes; Rivulidae
Product: myozenin-2
Exons: 6
Coding region: 134-889 (251 amino acids)
Cellular component (GO): Z disc; actin cytoskeleton
Molecular function (GO): actin binding; FATZ binding; telethonin binding
Source: RefSeq, a predicted model, not a curated record
AUACAGGCUGUUCCUGCUCUGCUGAGGAGUGGAAGGGCUGACAGUGGAAGCAUCUCAGAUCCGGUGCAGGACGAAGGACGAAACCACAGAGACCAGUCCAAUCAGACAGAAACAUAGGGGAGAAACGUUGAAGAUGAUGCAAUCAGGGCUAGACAACCUGACCAAGCAGAGGAUGUUGCAGGCCAGAGCUCUGUCUCAGGAGGCCAGAGGAGGUCUGAACUUGGGAAAAAAGAUCAGUGUUCCUAAAGAUGUGAUGAUGGAAGAGCUCAACCUUUCAUCCAAUCGGGGCUCUCGCAUGUUUCAAGAGAGACUGAAGAGGGCCGAGAAGUUCACUGUGGAGAACGCAUCCAGCGGUCCUUACAACAGUGUUCAUCUCGAGGCCAGUCCUCCCCAGCAGAUCGCCCCCGAGCUGCAGGGAGGAAAAGAGAACCAGGCUUUCUCCAUCCCGGGUAAGCAUAGCCUGGUCAUGAACCUUCAGAAGACGGUAGCAAAGAAGGGCAGUCCUGAUGUCCUGGCUCCAGGGUAUUGUGGACCUUUGAAGGAAAUUGCCCAUGAGAAGUUCAACUCAACAGUAAUCCCCAAAUCCUAUUGCUCCCCGUGGAUGGAAGCUUUGGGAGACAGCGAAGCGCUUCUGAAUUCCCUCAACACCCAGCUGCCACAAGCCCCACAAAGCCUACAGCCUGCCAACUACAGGUGCUUCAACAGAUCUGCAAUGCCAUUCGGUGGCACGAUGACCAGCAAGAGAGUGAUUCCAGUUAUUGGCUUCGAGGCUGUGGAGUCCCAGAACCUGCCCGGCAACACUUUAGACCGCAUGUACCGACGACCCAACUUCAACAAAGCGCCCAGAGGAUGGGGCACCAACUUCAGUCCCGAAUCUAAUGAACUCUGAAAUCGAGUUAAUAAGCUAAAGACUGCAGCACAAACAUCUUCUCUGACAAGACAAUCCAGCUGAUGAGCGUAAGAACGUGGAGAAGUGAAAAAUAACUCUGAGACAUGAUAAAUUAAAGUGAUCUGCUACUGAUUUGAGCUCUUGAGCCGAACACAGCUGGUAUACAAUCAAAUCUGAGUGAAAACCACAGCUGGAUGAGUCUUAGAUUACUUUAGUCUUGCGCCUCU